AUGAACCACGAAGAGAAAGUCACCAUGGACCUUGUUCCACCAUCUGAACACCUCUGCUACGUUCGUUGCAACUUCUGUAACACUGUUCUCGCGGUUGGCAUACCAUGCAAGAGGCUAUUAGACACUGUGACAGUGAAGUGUGGUCACUGUAGCAACCUAUCCUUUCUGAGCACCAGACCCCCAAAUUCUCAACAUCAAACCAUUGAUCACACCCUUAGUCUCCAGGGGUUUUACUGUAUUGCCAAAAAGGGACAAGCGUCGUCUUCAUCUUCCUCGCCAACUACAUCUAACGAGUCAGUGUCCCCAAAAGCAGCACCAUUUGUUGUAAAACCACCUGAGAAGAAGCACCGUCUCCCAUCUGCUUAUAACCGUUUCAUGAAGGAGGAGAUACAGCGCAUCAAAGCAGCCAACCCUCAGAUCCCACAUCGAGAAGCUUUCAGUGCUGCAGCGAAAAAUUGGGCUAGGUUCAUUCCGAAUUCGCCAACCAGUUCAGUUUCCGCGAGUAAAAAUAAUGUAAGAUCAUAUGGAGAUGGACUUUAUGCCAGCAUGUAG
Molecule: messenger RNA, 552 nt
Organism: Abrus precatorius (Indian licorice)
Lineage: Eukaryota; Viridiplantae; Streptophyta; Magnoliopsida; Fabales; Fabaceae
Product: protein CRABS CLAW
Exons: 7
Coding region: 1-552 (183 amino acids)
Biological process (GO): floral meristem determinacy; style development; leaf development
Cellular component (GO): nucleus
Source: RefSeq, a predicted model, not a curated record